AUGCGAUGUGUUCUUCAAAUAUCUCUACUCUACUCUUUGGUUAUCCCCAUUCGAUUAUUCUCAGAACAACAUUUCGACUUUGAAAUUCCAGAAGAUAUCGCGGAAGGUACAUUGAUCGGCAAAAUUCCGCUGGAACCAAAUCUCAACUAUCGAUUAAAUGGUCACAAUCAGUUUGCAUCUGUGGAUAUUCAAACUGGUGAAGUUCGCACUUCUGCACCAUUGAACCGGGAGACAAUUGCACCCAACGGAACAAUUAUUUUGAUUUUAACUGCUGAACCGACUACAAUAGUCGCAGUUCGAAUUAAUGUGCUGGAUGUCAACGAUAACAGCCCGACGUUCCCCUCAAAGCAUAUGAGUGUUUCAAUUGUCGAAUCAGCAGUUAUUGGCAGUCGGAUACGCUUACAACCAGCAAACGAUCCAGAUUUAGCUGAAAAUGGCACGAUUGUAAAUUAUGAGCUUGAAAAUGAAAAAGAAUUUUUUACAUUAGUACGAUCUUCGAACACUUCUGGUGAAGAUGUCUUGCUACUUGAACUACAAACAAAACUAGAUCGUGAGACGAAAGAUCUGUUUGUUCUCAACAUUUCAGCAUAUGAUGGUGGCAGUCCACCUCGCUCAGGCUAUUGCAUAGUUUACGUAAACGUAUUAGAUGUGAAUGACAACCCACCAAUAUUUCGUCAAUCACGUUACGAUGUCCAAUUGAAUGGAUCGGUAUUAUCUAAUGCAACACUAUUGUGGGUUGAAGCUACUGAUGUAGAUGUCGGUGAUAAUGGUCUUAUUAGCUAUCAUCUUACAACAAACCCUUCCGAAUAUUUCCAGAUUGAUCGCAGUACGGGUGCAAUAACUAUUCAGCACACUGCGCUGAACUGCUUAGAAGAUGGUUGUUUGCAAGAUUGCUCGGGAAUAUGUGUUUUAACAGUGGAAGCACAAGACCAAGGUGAACCAAAAUUGAUUGGCCAUACUUUGGUUUAUAUACACCUCACAAAUACCAAUUUGCAUGAUCCCGAAAUCAAUUUCAGGACCUAUCCAACUGGUUCAGAGGUUGCAUACAUUAGUUCAGAAACAGCUGUAGGCUCAACAAUUGCUGUGAUAACAGCAAAUGAUCGCGAUGACGGGCAAAAUGUUCGAAUAUCUAUAAUUAAUGGUAACAAUGAGAAUUAUUUUCGAUUAGAAAGUGGAAAAAAUUACGGUAUUUUACGACAAAACCGAUUAAUGGAUAAGCCGAUCAAGCAGUUUCUAUUGAAAUUUUGUGCAACAGAUGAUGGUGUGCCACCACGUUCUUUGGAGCGUGAUCUGAAGGUUUUUGUUACAAAAUUAAAUGACACGGCUCCAGUACUUGAAGAGAAAUUUAUGAAAGUUGAUAUUUUUGAAACUUCACCGCUGGGGUCAUUUGUUGCUGCGGUUCGAACCUCUGCUGAGGAAGAUUUACACUUUUCGAUUAUUGAAAACAGCGGAAAUGACGGACUAUUUUUGGUUGGUGAAAAUACAGGUAUUGUGACACUUUCCAAAGUAUGGCCAAAUCAUACCAAAUGGAAUUACGAACUUGAAAUAUCAGUACGAAAAACAACGCCCAGUAAUAAAUUUUCGAUCUGCACAAUUCAAAUAACGAUUAUCGAUGUAAAUGAUCACGAACCGCAAUUUUCUGCUCCUUUUUAUGAAGUUGAAGUGUUGGAAGACACUCCACCACUUACUGUCAUCUUUAAAGUUUGUGCAACUGACGAGGACCAUGAAAAUAACAGUGCUAUUUCGUACAACAUAGAAGACCCUCAUAAGAAACAAAUAUUUAUGGUCAAGGAAUCUUCUGGUGAAAUAUUGCUGCGUACAAAGCUUGACCGAGAAACUAAAAAACAGCAUAAAAUUAUUGUUACCGCUACCGAUCACGGCAAACCAUCACGAAGUUCCUCAGUUCUCCUUAUCAUCAACGUCUUAGAUGUAAACGACAAUGAUCCAUAUUUUGCUCAAGUUGAGUACCAUGGUUACAUUGUACGAGGCAAUCCAUCAGGUACUUAUCUCGUACAGCUAGAGGCAUUUGAUAACGACAGUCCAAAAUUUGCGCAAAUAUCAUAUUUGUUUUAUUAUUCUGUUCCGAGUUCCUUGGAAUUGGACCAUAGAACUGGAAGAGUGUAUCUAGCUACGCAUGCGGAUUUACUUAACUUUGGACCGAAAAUAGAAAUCAUUGUGGGUGCAAAAGAUAACGGCGGUCGUCUGUCACGUAACAAUGCUACUAUAAAUAUAUGGCUACUAGACAGUAUGUUUCAAGUGCCAAAAUUCAGCACAUCGAACAACUGGUCCAUUGAAGUCAUUGAGAAUUCGUCACCGGAAAAAAUCUUGGCCUCAUUUUCUGUGCAUUCGCCACUCAGUGGUAUUCGCUAUCGUAUCAACACUACUGAUUUGUUGAUCAAUGAAUUUACGGGUGAAAUACGAGCUCGUCGUUCAUUUGAUCGCGAAGUGGAACCUAGAAUUGGUUUCACGAUUUAUGCGGAUGGUGAAUGGUCAACUGCAAUGCACCAAGGAACGCUGAAUAUCCUUGACCAGAAUGAUAACUCUCCGAUCUUUGAACUUGAUGGAACAGCUCAUUUUGUUAUUGAUUCUCAGCGGAUAGGGAUUGGUGCAGAAUUGUUUCGAUUACGAUGUCACGAUCCAGAUGAAGGUCGCAAUGGUCACAUCACAUUUAGUAUCAAUAGUAGUUUUUUCAGCAUUGACUCAGAAACGGGAAUUGUGCAAUUGGUGAAAUUUCCUAAUAGUUUCAAUCAGUUGCAAUUCCAUGUGACGGCAACUGAUGGCGGUGAACAAUCACGACACAGUACUAUUAGAGUUGUGGUAGAAAUCAAGGAAGAUGAAAAACCCUAUUCAUUUCCGCCAGUAAUCGCAUUAUCGAUACCAGAAAAUAUACUUUUGGGAACAAUUAUAACCACUUUAGCACCCAAAAAUAUAACCCAACGUUUUGAAUUCCAAACAUAUGGAGUUACGGAAAACCAUCCAGUUCAAAUUCUUCCAUCUGGUGAAGUUUUCGUUGCAUCUAAGAUUGACCAUGAAAUUAUGAAUUACCUAUCAAUUUCUGUUGCUGCUUUCAAUUCAUACAAAAAUUCAAAUUCAGUUCCAAACAAGCACGAAUUCCUACUUCAGCUCUAUAUAGAGGAUAUUAAUGAUAACGCACCUCAAUGCCCCAACAAAAAUAAAUUCAUCAUUUUCGAAAAUAACAUCCCUGGUGCAAUUGUGGGACUUUUUAAUGGUAUUGACGAUGACAGUGAUCCAAAUGCGACGUUGUUGUACGAAAUGAUAUAUGAUACGAAGAGAAUGUUCAGCAUUGAUCCUCAUACUGGAAUUAUCCGAACAUUAUUGGUGUUGGAUUUCGAACUGGCUCAAUUCCACAAUUUAACCGUCAUUAUUACGGAUGGAGGCUUGUUAAAAGCAAACUGUACGGUAGUGGUUGAAGUGAAAGAUUCAAACGACAACGUACCGUACUGGGAGAAGGAAUUUUAUCAUUUCUAUAUUUCACCAAAUGCAGGAGAUAAUUUCGUCGGUAGGGUAAUGGCGCAAGAUCUGGACUCUGCUCUAAAUGGUGAAGUUAGAUAUAGACUGCAGCAGAAAUGGAUGCCGUUUAAGAUCAAUGAAAGUACAGGUGAUAUCACACGGGAUGGUUCUGUGGUACCAGGUCAUGUUUACAACAUCACCGUGAUUGCAACAGAUAGAGGCAUUCCUACACUCUCUAAUGCAACUUUUGUUUUCAUUCACAGUGAUGCAGAAAAAGAUUGUACACCUAAUUUUACAAGUUAUCCAAACAAUGAUAUUAAAAUUGACAACAGUUUAGUUGGACAAAUGAUUACUCGAAUACAUGCAGUUGCAUGCGAUCAAGAAGUACUGUAUUCGUUAAGUUAUGGUCAUGCAAGUAGUAUUCAAAGCAAUCUCGGAUUGUUUUGGAUUGAUUCUACUGACGGGAGCAUAUUUUUAAUGAAAAACUUAGAUGAAUAUAUUGGAGAGCGAAUUGAAUUGAUAAUUAAAGCUGAAACGAUAUCGGUUUUUAAUAGUGUAACUUUUGGAGUUAUGAUAGUGGACAAAAGGAAUAGAAACUCUGAUAUGGAUACGAUUACAAUUCAUAUUCAGGAAAACAAUAGUGUUGGUGAAAUAUGUGGCAAAAUAGAAACAUUGGGGAGAGAUUUAAAGUUGUUACGCCAAAUACCAGCUGGGAAAGCAUUUCUCUUCCAACAACAGAAUUUGAUUUGUAUUGAUGUGUUGGAUCGUGAACAAGUGGACUUUUAUCGUCUGGUUGUUGCUGAAAGUGAUGGUUUGAAGUCAAUGGUCAUUACAGUUCAAGUAGAUGAUGAAAAUGAUAAUUCUCCAGAAUGCUUUGGAACCAAAGCAGUUCUAGUUGGUUCUGAGUCAUCGUUCGUCCCAUGGAAUUGUUUAGACAGGGAUGCUGGUUUGAACGGAACAAUUGGUUAUAAAGUUAUGGAGAGUUCAGAAAUAGUUUCUGAAAUAAACGACAGUGGUUUCAUAGUCAGUUCUUUCUCAGGCGAUCCGAAGUAUUUUUCUGUAUUGGUUUACGAUCGAAACACUAACAGUAGAUUUGAAGACGAUAAAUUACGAAGGACCACUGAGCUUCACUAUAUUUUGAUCUCGAUUAAUCCAAGGCUGGAAGCACCAGUUGAAUUCAAGAAGCGGUAUCAGCUUGACCGAGACAUCCAACUUGGCACGGUAUUUGGUACCGUAAUAGCGAAAACUGGCGCUAAAGUUGAAUAUUUUACUACCUCAUUUAAAAAUGAGAAACAUGUGAAUAGCGUGCAGUGGGCUGAUAUUGAUCGUCAAACUGGACAGUUGCAAAUUAACCAGAAACCGGAUGAUCAUCUGGUGAGCAUGGAAAUCACGCUACUGUCAGAAGGAUUCACCAAGACAAUUGCAAUAGAAUUACUAGUAACAGGUGAAGAAAGCAGUAUUGAUAAUCUUCAUUCGUAUUAUGAAUUCACGAUUAAAGAAGGAGUGCCAGUGGGAUCUACUGUAGGGAAAAUUGGCAGUGGAAAAGCAAUCAAAUUUGAGAUGCUCAGCGAGAGUGAUAAUUUUGAAAUUGACAAAGAAAUUGGAGUGAUUCGGACAAGAAAUGAAAUGAGGAUAUCGGAGACUUAUCUUGAUAUCAGGGUCACAAAUAAAGUCAACGAGGUAUCCAAACUAGUCACUGUACUCAUUAUCGUCGCUCAAGUAGACAAUAAUGCAUUGUUCUGUUUGCAAAAUCGUAUUGAUUUGAUGGUACCUGAAAAUUCGCCUUCGGGGACAUUUGUUGAUAUUCUGAUGUCAGAUGACAAUAAUCUUACUCGCUAUACGCUUCAAGGAAAUCCGGCUGCUAUAUCGAUAGACAGUAAUACUGGAAUCAUAAGUACCACUGCCCCGUUUGAUUUUGAAAAAGAAAGUCUUUAUCAGUUCGAGGCAAUCGCCCAUAGAAUAGGGGGUGCAUCAGUGGGAUGUCAAAUUUUUCUGUAUAUUAUUGAUAAGAAUGACAAUGCACCGAAAUUUAAAUCUAAUAAUUAUGAAGUCAAAGUUUAUGAAGAUGCUCCAGUCGGUGAAGUGAUCACUCAACUUGAAGUUAUUGAUUUGGACACUGUAAAUGAAUUCGUUUUCGAAAUUUCUAUAAUUGGUAAUGAGCGGAGUUGGUUCGGAAUUAAACCUGAUGGGAGAAUUUUUCUCAGAACACCUCUUGAUCGGGAGUACAUGGCUGUUCAUCACUUACACAUUGUUAUUUAUGAUCAGAGACCUCCAGAAAAAACUUUCAAAGCAACAACUACAGUAAAAAUAAUAGUUCUGGACGUAAAUGACAAUGCGCCACAGUUUGUUUCACCGUCUGCCUUUUUUAUUUCCGAAAGAGCGACGUCUGGUACCAUAGUAGGCCUAGUUCAUGCUGUGGAUCCUGAUAUGGGUCAUAAUGGACAAUUGCAAUAUCGCAUUUUACCAUGGUCAAAUUCAGAAGGCUUAUUUAUGAUAAAUCCAGUUCUCGGAUAUCUGCUGGUGCACUACCCGAUUGAUGCAGAAGAGCAAAAAAAUUACCAUUUGCUAAUCGAAGCAAAGGAUUAUGGUGUUCCAAGGAGGUUGUCAACAGUUGUUUCAGUAACUGUGACAGUACUAGCUAGUAACAAGGAAUCACCGAGACUGAGAAACUUUUACCAUAUAAAGAUUCCAGAAAAUGUUCCAGUUGGCCAUAUUGUGUCUCAAAUUACUGACACUGUGACAAAUGUUCUGUUUGAAAUUAAAUCUGGAAAUGAAGACGACUAUUUUCGAAUAUCUCCCACAAACGGGAUAAUCAUGACAAACAAACGCUUAAAUGCUGCCAAAAAUUCGAGUUAUAACUUAACGGUUUCGAUACUAUCAAACAAUAAUACUAGAAAGCAGAGCAGCAUCGUUUUAAUUGAAGUUUUAAAUAUUGGUGUUAAAACUGCUCAAUUUCCUGGCCGUGUUGACAUAAUAUUAUAUGUUGGUGAAAAUAUGCAAGGGACAUACCCAAUUACUAUAGGAACACUGAGAGCUAUUACUGCAGAUCGAGGACUGAACGGAACGUUAUCUUAUUCACUCAUUCAGGGUAAUAGCACACUGUUUCGGGUGAUACCACAAACAGGCAAACUACAAAUCACAGGACCACUGAAUUACGAAAUGCAGAACCGAUAUGAAUUGGUUGUGCAAGCAAAUGACCUAACUGUUCCGAGAAGCUUCAACACAAUAAGUACGGUUACUGUAUUAGUCAUGGAUGUAAACGACAAUGUACCAAUCUUCGAGUAUCCUCAAUACUACGUUGAAGUGAUGGAAAAUGAGCCUGUUGAAGAGAAUUUAACGCUAUUGUGUUUGAAGGCAACAGAUAAAGAUGACCGAGAAUUCUCAAUGAUAAGGUACAGCCUUGAUGACGAAGAACUGUUACCAUUCUUCAUCAACUCAACAACAGGAUGUAUAGGAAGACUAGAAGUACUGGAUCGUGAAUCUCAGUCGCAUUGGAUCUUGAAAGUGAUAGCUCACGAUAAUGGGAAAUUUGUGGAACAUUCGAGUGCUGCAGUAGUACGAAUUGAAGUGCUGGAUCAGAAUGAUAAUAUUCCUAUAAUUCUUAAUGAACAACUUGAUGUAUUCAUCUCAAACAGUGUUGAAAAAAAUGAUGUAAUAUAUGUAAUAUCGGCACUUGAUCUGGAUGAAAAUGAUACUUUGUACUAUAGCCUUAGUGGUCCGGAUGUAUCAUAUUUCCAAAUCAGUCAGAGUGGUAUCAUCACUGCUACACGACAACUCCUCAAGCAAGAUUAUUCAAUCACUGCAGUAGUUUCUGAUCAUGGAAACUUAACCUCAUCUGUUGGAUUAGCCUUUUACGUGUCCGAAACUAUGAGAUUCCCCGUUUUCGAAAAACGUUCACAGCAAGAACUGAUGGCUACUGAGCAUAAUCCGGACAUGUUGGUAACAAAAUUUAUGGCUCAGUCGGUUAAUGUAUCCAGUCGAGGGAUAUUAUUUACGAUUUUCAGUGGUGACCCGCACCAUCAUUUUUAUCUAAAUCCUAAUUCGGGAGAAUUGUAUGCUACGAAUCGAAUAGAUUAUGAAUAUCGAAAACAGUACGAACUGUGGAUUGCUGCUAUCGAUCAACAUAUUCAACCAAUGAUUUCAUACACAAAUUGUGUCGUAAAUGUUGUAGACAUCAAUGAUAAUAGGCCUUUCUUUGAGAAGGCUUUCUAUUCUGCUUCAGUAGCAGAGAACGGUGACAGCGAUGAACUGAUAAUAAAAGUUACUGCCAGAGAUUCGGAUUCUGGAAUGAAUGGGAAAAUUUCAUACAGUUUGAUGACAGGUGAUUCGGUUGCACAGAAAUAUUUCAAAAUCGAUGAAGUAUCGGGAGAAAUUUUUACUACUUCCAGUUUGGAUGCCGAAGAGUUAAAUGAGUAUCAUUUGCACGUUAUUGCAAAAGAUCAUGGUAAUCCACAAUUGUCGGAGAUGGUGGUUGUAAAGAUUGAAGUACUGGAUAGAAACGAUAAUGCGCCGCGUUUUUCAAAUUUAUUUCAUGGUGCAGUUGCGGAAAAUAGCCGUUUGGGGACACUAAUACUUCAGGUAAUAUGUUAUGAUGCUGAUGUAAACAGUACUCUUAUCUAUGGUCUGGAAGGUAACUGUGCUGAUAACUUUUCAAUUGAUCAACAAACGGGUUGGAUUAGUCUGGCAAAACAAGUUGAUCGAGAAAAGAAAAGUGAAUAUUCAAUAAAAGUGAAAGCAUGGGAUGGCCUGUGGGAAGUGCGAACACCGUUAACUAUUACCAUAGAGGACGUUAAUGAUAAUGCUCCCACGUUCAACGAUUCAUUUUAUACAUUUUCGAUUGCAGCUGAUUCAGGAAUCUUUACUGAAAUUGGACAAAUUUUGGCAUUUGAUAUGGAUGAAGGAUUAAAUGGGCAAAUUCGCUACGCUUUGCGAUGCGGCAAUGAUUUGUUUAUGGUUGAACCGUCUAGUGGACUCAUUUUUUCAACAACCGCCUUAGGGCAGUAUGUGAAUAAUACUGUGGAAUGUAAGGGCGUUGCCAGUGAUCAAGGAUUUCCAUCAAUGAAGAAUGAUGUCACAAUCUAUAUUCACAUCACUGAUUCUGCUAAGAGCAAUGAAACAGAACAACCUUACUACCAGUUUGCGCUUCUUCUUAAUGCUGACCCUUAUACAGCAAUUGGUCAUUUACCAUUAUAUAAUACAAUGGCCAUAGUGAAUGAUAGCCGUUUUAUGGUGGAUCAGAAUGGGUAUUUGUUCACAAACGCUACGUUUCCGGAAGCUGUAUUAGGAUAUAAAAUUAUAUUCUCUAUUGCAACAAAUAAUAAGAAACUUAUGAAAGCUAUAAUUUCCGUUGAAUUUACUGAACCAAACAUUAACCACCCGCAGUUUUCAUUUAAAAGAUAUAAAUUUUCGGUUCAGGAAAACUGCGAUUUGCACUCACCAAUUGGUAUGGUUAUAGCAAAAGAUCCUGAUAUAGGUCUUAAUGGUUACAUAACUUAUUAUAUUGUUUAUGACACUGACCGCUUACCAUUUGCAAUUGAUGCAACAACAGGAACCAUAUUAACAACGGAAUACGUAGACUUCGAGGAAAGCAGUAACUACCAAUUUUUAAUAACAGCAAAAGAUUCCGGUUUCCCUGCACUCAGCGCUACCGCAGAAGUUACUGUUGAAGUGCUCGAUGAAAACGAUAAUGCGCCCGAGUUUGAAAAUCGUUAUGUGCAGUAUACGAUAUCAGCAUAUUCACCAGUGGGCACCACAAUUGCACAUUUUUCUGCUGUUGACGUGGAUUCAGAGUCAAACGCUGUUGUCGUCUACCAUCUGCUUUCGGAUUCUGAAUUACCUUUUACUAUAAAUGCUACAUCUGGCACAUUAUACGUGUCCUCUCAAUUUCAUUACGGAACAGCUAGUGAAUAUUUAUUUGGCGUACUGGCCAGUAAUCCCAGAACCACAAGUUCGGAUUAUCCAGGAUUAGUUCCAGAAGGUUCCCGAAACGGAACAUAUUAUAACGUUUUACAAGUUGAAAUUUUCGUGAAGCAAGAUGGCGAAUCUGAGCUAUAUUUUGCAGAAACGGAACGAAACUUCGAGAUUAGUGCUUUUGCUUUGAAAGGCACCAUAAUUGGUAGAGUGGAAGCGAUUUAUCAGAAUGGAAAUUAUUACCAAAAAAUUCUAUAUCGUAUGACUUCAAGUAAUCUAGUUGAUAUAAAUGGUCGUACAGGGGAAAUAUAUGUGAAAGAAAAUUGGAAUGGGACUACUGGAACUAUAAUGGUUCAGAUAGUUGCAACUGGCCAAUUUUUGCAAAAAACAAAUUUUGAAGCAAAUGUUUGUAAGGUAUUCAUCGAACGGAAGGAUACAGAAGCACCGCCAAUAUUGCAGCCUCACUACAAGUUUUUAUUAUCCGAAAAUGCUGAUAGUUCAAGGAGUUUCGUUAUUUUUGAAAAUCUUCCUGAGGAAUAUUACCUUGAUAUUGUUGAAGAAGGAAGAAUUGGAUAUGCUACUGAGCAGCCCUUCUGUGUUGGUGACCCCGGCAAACUUUAUUUAUGCGGCACGAUGAAUUAUGAGCAAAAAGUUGAUUACCGCUUACAAAUUGCUCUUAUCGAGAAUGAUGUCAUACGUUCUCGAGCCUUAGUCACGAUAACAGUGAAUAAUGUAAAUGAUAAUAGACCUUCACUGGAUCCUUCCUCUUCUGUUGGUUAUGUCUUAGAGAAUUCACCAAUACACACAGCAGUAAUGAAGCUACACAUGAUGGAUAGUGAUAUUUUACGAAAACAGUCGUCAUUCAAGUACCGAAUUGCUGACAAAGACCUGUCUCAGAUAUUUGUUAUCAAUGAUACCACUGGAAUAGUAUUCACUUCUGAGGUUCUGGAUCGUGAAAAACGUUCGCUAUAUAUUGUGCCAAUAACGGUCAACGAUUUGGAUGUCUCCAGUGUUCACUCUAUGAUUCACUUACGGAUCUACGUUGAUGAUCAGGAUGAUAAUGAACCAGAACUAGUACCACGAACAAUAAAUUUAGGAUAUUUGUGCGAAAUUCCUGACAUGAUAAUCCUGCAUGCAUUUCCAGUUGACGCUGACCAAGUUGGCGUAUACAGUUGUCGAUUACUAAAUGUUUCGCAAACUUAUAAUAUAUCAGGCAGUUGUGUGUUAAAGCUAUCAUCAAGUUUAUUACAAGAAGAAUAUCUUCUGAACACUCCAUUAUUGGUGGAAGCUUCCAAUCCUCGUACAAAUAUAACAUUUCCAAUAAAUUUACGAAUGCGACGAGAAACCGCUCUAAGAUCGUUACUUAGUGAUUUCAGUGUAAUCGUGGAAUUAUGGGCUGUUGAAGGGAGUAUAGCUGAUAGUAUUUCUACAUUUGAAGAGAUGUUUCCAAAUAUGAUGCUUCAACUUCUUGGCCUUCAGCAAUUAGAAGUUGACUUUUUCCGUGUUUUUGUUGCAAUUCUGGAUCAGGAUUUAGUUCCAAAAGACAAAGAAAAUGCAUUGAAACUAUUGAAGCAAUUUUUCACUGAAAAACUGAUUUCUAAAAAUGUACAUCUCGUACGAAUCGCAUUAGAUAUGUGUACACUCACUUUUGAACAAUGUAUCUACGGCACAAGAUGUUCUCAAAAUAUCACAAAGAAUGGAGAAUUACUCGAACUGAUUGGCUACAAAACAAGUUUUAUUGUUCCUGUUGUUAUUAGCCAUGUAAACUGUAUAUGCGAGAAUGAUAUCCUAUGUAAUGGUGGUGACAAUCAAGUUUGUGACGAAAAUGAAAAGUGCAGAAAUGGCGGUACUUGUAUUGACAAGUACCGCCAUUUCACACAUACGGGAACAUGUCUGUGUACCAAAGGUUAUACAGGAAAAUUCUGUCAGAAUGAUAUCGAUGAAUGUGAGGAUAAGAAUAUUUGUGGGAAUGGGAAGUGCCUAAAUAUAUUUGGUUCAUUUGUUUGUACGUGUAGUGAUAAUAGCACAGCAAGUGAAAUACACUGCGAUCAUUCAAAUAUUAACAUUUGUGAUCGUUGUCACAGAGGAACAUGCGUUAAGCAGAAUAAUGGGCUACGUUUAUGUGAAUGUGAUAAUGGUUAUAGUGGGCGCUACUGUCAGCUAAAAACUCUUUGUUUCGAUGGUUUAUCAUCAUUAUUACAGUUUCCAUUUUCUCAACAAAUUUUCAUAUUGACACAAGGAUUCAGGACUCUAAAUCCGUCAAGCUUGUUGUUGACAUCGUUAACAAUUUCCGGGGUCAGUGAACCUCAUUUCACACUGAAACUACAAAAUGGUCAAGUACACCUAAGUGGAAAUUCAAGCAAAAAGAUGAAUGAAUUAUUGGUGGAAGAGAAAGUAAAUGACGGAAAAUGGAAAAUGAUUCGUUUCCAAUACAAACAUAGAAGAGUGAAGUUGACAGUUGAGCACUGCGACGACGAUGGUUUCUGUGAGCCAUGCAAAAGCACUCGCUGUAUUGCUAUUGCAAAUAAUUUUGACAUUUCGACAUCCAGUGGAGAGCAAAUUGUAUAUAUUGGUGGAGUGAAAGAUUCCGUCAAUUCGGCUAUCAUUACUAAACAGGACGGUACUGCCAAUUUUGAGGGUUGCAUGCGUCAAAUUACAAUUAAUGAACAUGAAAUUGAUAGAGUUCCCGGCUUGUUAGAGGAAAAUGUAAUUGACAAAGAUAAACGGAAAACAUGCGCAGAUGAUGGUGAUAUCGAUGUAUGUUCUGGUGGCGUUUGCGUCAUCGACGAAAAUGAUAGAAAAUGUAUUUGUAGAGAUGGUUUCGAUGCGUUGAAUUGCCAUAAAGCAAUGGAACCAUGGCAUGUUAAAAGCGGUGGAAUUAUUUUUCAAUUAUCCAUGUACAUGAUGCAGAAAAUUGAGCUCGCAAAACGCAACACUGCUAUACAAAUACAGUCUGAGAAACAUGGACGUAGUGCCAUCCAUGAUGAGAAGGAGCUACUGCGAGAAAUUCCGUGUGAGGAAUCAGAAAUAGAAGGUGACAUAUUGGAUGAUAUUCCUGCUCAAUGGAUGGAACUUGACUUCAGGACUGCACUCAGAAAUACCGUUAUUCUUGCUAUAGUUGAAGAGAAACGAUUCAUCAAAAUUGAGCUUAUGAACGGAUCAGCUCAUAUGAUUGCGAAGAUGCGAGACGCUCAACCAAUAGAAGUACACAUUUCAAGCGAUCUUGAUGAUACUGAAUGGCAUCGUCUCAGCAUCCAGAUAAGCGAGGAUCAGAAACUUUUCAGAGUCGAAAUCGAUGGACAUGGAAAGGAAAUUCGAUCUGAGGAGCAAUUACCGACUCUGAUUUCGAGUUCCUUGUUAUCAUUUUCUUUGGGUUACGAUGCAGAGAAUUACUCAGCUGCUUUUAGCGGGUGCUUUAGGCGGUUUAUUGUAAAUAAUCAGGCACAAAACUUUGACGUACUGGAAAGAAAUCUAUUAUCACAACAGAUUUUCAAAGGUGUCCGACAUAAAGGAGCUCGUAAAGGUUGCGAUCAAUUUUUGAUGAAGAGAAUAUCGAUUUCAUUGAAAUGGAAAAUUUUCUGGUCGUUAAUUGCCAUUAUUUGCAUCUUGUUUUUCAUCUUGACAGUUGCUCUUGUUUUAUGGAUUAUACGGAAGCAUCUUUUUGCUCAUGACAUUGUGGAGAAACAACCGAGGUGUUGGAAUCCGAAACUUUCAAGGCUGCUCUCGGUGAUGAGAUUAGAUUCAAAGAUGACAAACACCGAUAAUGAUAGAAAUGUAACAGUACAACGAGCUAUAUAUUGUGGACCAGAAAUUUUACAGCAUAACGAGAAUGAGUUAAAUUGUGACAGAUCUAAUGCUGUGGAAAGCAUGGGUUCGAGUUCGUCGGAUACCAGACAGCUAAAAGCAGAUUUGUGUGAAAGUCAUAAAGUCGUAUUCAACUCGACACAGCGACACUCAUCCUCGAAAUGCAGCAUGCUGGAGUCAUAUCAAAACAGGUCACGAUAUCUACACAGAACAGAGGCGACAAAAGAAAGCAGCCAGGAGAAAUAUUGCCGGUCACAGUCUAGUAACUAUAAUAAUGUCAUAUAUGAAAUGCCCUUUACGCAUAGACCUUUGCAUAUCCUAAGUAAAUCAAAUCUUCAGUCUCCACAAACUAGCGUGAUACGGAAAAACUUCAGCGAGAGUGAGACAGAUUCAGCAACAUCUUAG
This is a messenger RNA of Brugia malayi, 13590 nucleotides long. RefSeq lists its product as uncharacterized. The transcript has 63 exons. The record is from RefSeq and is a predicted model, not a curated record. Gene Ontology annotation, molecular function: calcium ion binding. Gene Ontology annotation, biological process: homophilic cell-cell adhesion. Bases 1 to 13590 code for a protein of 4529 amino acids. Gene Ontology annotation, cellular component: plasma membrane. NCBI's taxonomy places the organism in Eukaryota, Metazoa, Nematoda, Chromadorea, Rhabditida, Onchocercidae.